Messenger RNA from Aspergillus homomorphus CBS 101889, 495 nucleotides. RefSeq names its product neutral amino acid permease. The record is from RefSeq and is a predicted model, not a curated record. The transcript has 4 exons. The annotation marks the transcript as partial. Lineage: Eukaryota; Fungi; Ascomycota; Eurotiomycetes; Eurotiales; Aspergillaceae.
UCGCCUGCUCUGAGCUCCGCAAGCCCAAUGGUCUCCAAAGUCGCAUACGGCAUUGCCCUCCCAACCAUCAUUAUUGCCGGUGUCAUAAAUGGUCAUGCCGCCUUCAAGUACAUCUAUUUGCGCAUCUUCCGGGGCACAGAUCAGAUACACAAGCGUGACUGGGUCGCAAUCAGCUCCUGGGUUGUCAUUGCAUUCGCCUUGUGGGUGAUUGCCUGGAUCAUCGCGGAAGCUAUUCCUAUGUUCAGCAACCUACUCAGCUUAAUUACGGCGCUCUUUGCCAGCUGGUUCACUUUCGGCUUCAGCGGUGUCUUUUGGUUGCACAUGAACCGGGGCCAAUGGUUUUCGUCCCGCCGCAAGACUGUCUUGACCAUGCUCAAUAUCCUUAAUUCCAGUGUUGCGGCGUGUUUGUGCGGUCUGGGGCUUUAUGUCUCCGGAAAAGCGAUCCACGACCAUCCCCGUAGCAUGAGCUUCUCGUGCGCAAACAACGCGACCUGA